AUGGCCAACUCGUCGGCGAUCUUCGACAACCCGUCCAUUUUGCUCAGUGCCUCGUACCCCAUGGGCUACACUGCAAACCUCACGUCCACCAUUUCGUCGUGCUAUGACAAGCUGGGCGUCUCGUACGUGGGCUGGCAGCAGUUCACGUCGGCACUGCGCUGCUACAUGAACACGUCGUGCCCGAUCACGGAGGAUGUGAGCUCGACCCGCAUGGUCUCGCUGCAGUCCAACUACGCGACGCAGAUGAUCCAGAUGCAGACGUACGAGAGCGUGACGCUCUGGUUUUCGGUCAAGGGCAUGACGGUGGGUGCUCUCUACAACGUCGGUGCCUAUGGCUAUGGAUACACGUCGCUCGAGUCGCAGCUUUGGUUUCUGAGCAACUUUUCCUCGUCCAUCUCGGCGUACUCGUACACGUCGUCCAUGUCGAACCUCUGGACGCUCGAGCUCACGUCGAAAACUUUGUGGGUUGUACCGUACGACCUCAAGUUCUUCCAAGCGUCAGCAAUCAGGCCACCGUCCAUGGACAUCUUCAUGCCCAACAACAUGUCAACGAUGUGCGACCAGUGCCGUGCGUUCUUGCACAAGUACUGCGGUCCGGAUCCGAGCUGUCAACAGCUCAUGACCAACUUCCAGCGCAACAUAAACCAAACGGUCCUCAACCUCAUCAACGCCGGCAACGGUAGCUCUGUCGAUGUCUCGGACAUCAUCGCGCGCAGCGUGCCGGCGGGAACACCGGCGCGUGCAGUGUCUGUCUUUGGGCUCUACCACUCGUGCCUCUCGUUGUAUCGGUGCCCGCUGGUCAAGAUGCCACCCGGUGCGCCGGUCGUGCCCAUCCUUGAUGCGAGCGAAGAAAUGCACAUGGUGAUGAUCUACAACACAUCAGCCAAGUUCAACCUGACGCUGACGUACCCGGCUCUCAACGCCGACUGCGUAUUUCGACUGCUUGAAUACGGUACCGUGCUACUUGACAUGUACUUUCCGCACUCGAUCCUGCCGCUGUCGCUACCAGACAUCGCCUCAAACCAAGCCAAUUAUACGUACCAGCAGACGGCGUCCCCAGUAAUCCAGCUCAUCCCUGCCAAUACCACGGUGCAGGACUCGAGCGUUGAGAUUGUCCAGAGCCCGGCGUGCAACCGCUGCCAACAGCACAUUGCAGCCUGCAACCUCAGCCCGUUCGGUUGCCACGCUGUGCAGUGGUGUGUGGAGAAUGGCAAAGCGACGCAGCAAAUGCGCAACGGGCCCUUCUCCCCCACGACCGCCGGGCUCUACGCUACGCGUAGUUUGAACGUCUCGUCAUGUCUGACAAAUGUGUCACUGGCGGCGGCGGCCCCAUACCUCGCUGCGUCGAGCUGCUAUGCGACCAACAAGUGUCCGGUGGGAGCGACGUUGAGUCAGAUUUUGGCCGAUCGGAGUCUCGUGACCGCAGUGACGCCCGGCUACCAGAAGAUUCUCGUCUCGGGAGAUGAGAAAUAUUUCGUCUCUGGAGGCAACUAUUUUCUGGCAACAGUGAGCCUCGAAUUCCGCCUCCUGGGCUCGUCGUCGUCCGUGCUCGCGGACCAGCUCCAAGCAAUGUUCAAAUCUUUUGGCACCGUCGAUGUCUCUUUUGGCACCGUCGAUCUCUGGACCUCUCAAGAAACCAACACGAUGUGGUACAUCCAGAUAUCGUACUACAACUACACCGGACCGCUGCCGACGAUCACGAUUGCCACGUCGGGGUUAUUGUCAGCGUCUCUUGUCAAUACACAGCACCCGUCGCAAUACUACGAGGUCGUGCCGCUCAGUGCCGUCAAGUUCGGGUUUCCAUACCAAGCCAACGGUGCGGCACCGACACCAGCCCCGAUGACUACGUCGCCGACGCCGCUGCCCAUGUACGGCUCUAUCGUGUUUCCAUCGGGGGGCCAAACGACCAACACGUCAAUGGUCAAUGCGACGGUGCCCAAUGCGAAAAUGACAAUGGCGCUGGUGACCAACGCGACGAUGUUCAUGGCCAACAACAUGACCUCCACAGCGUCGACCCCGUUGCGCGCAGCGUCCGUCUUGGGGCUGUACCUUUCGUGCCUCGCGCGAGAUUGGUGCCCACUGGUCAAGGUGCCUCCCGGUGCUUUCGACGCGCCCAUAAUCUUUCCCAGAGACGAAAUUCACGUCGUGACGAUCUACAACACGUCGGCCAGCUUCAACCUCUCGGUGACGUACCCAGCACUCGACGUGACACUGAACAUGAGCAGCUCCAUGUCGUCGGCCGAUAUCACCUACGCGCUGGCGUCGCAGUGGAACGUAUCGAUGCCGCCGACAGCGUCUCUCUCCUCGACGUGCACCCGCUGUAUGCAGCGUAUUUACGAUUGCAACUACAACCGGUUUGGGUGCGGGAAUGUGCUGCCCUGUGCGGACGCAGACAACGCGACGGAGCAAGUGCGCAAUGGGUCCUUCUCCGUCGCAUCCGCUGGGCUCUAUUCAACGUGGAGUAUCAACGUCUCGUCGUGUCUUGCGAAUGUGCCACUGGCGAGGGCGGCUACGUACCUCGUGAGGUCGAGCUGUCUGGCAGCCAACAUGUGUCCGAUGAACGCGACGUUGAGCCAGAUCUUGGCCGGUCGGAGUCUCGUGAUCUCGGUGACGCCCGGUGUGCACAUGAUUCUCGUCACAGGCCCCCUCACGGCCUUGGUGAGCGUCGACGUGCAUCUCCUCGGCACCCACCUUGGUCGUAUUGACUAUAUUUCGCUCUACUCGUCGCCGUCGCAGCUCUCGAGCCAGCUCCAAGCGGUCUUUGGCGCAUUGGGCACCGUCAACAUGGCGACAUUUCAAAAGGCCGACACGAUGUGGUACAUUCGGAUAGUGUACGCCGACUACGUCGGGCCCCUGCCAACGCUCUCGUUUGCCACCGCGGCGUCCGUGACGGCGUCCGUUAUCAGUGCAAAUUCGCCGUCGCAAAACUACCAGGUCGUGCCGCUCAGUGCCGUCAAGUUUGGUUUUCCGUACCAAGCCAACGGUGCGACACCGGCGUCGAUGACCAUGUCGCCGCUGCCCAUGUAUGGCUCCAUCGUGUUUCCAUCGGGGGGCCCAACGACCAACACGCCAAUGGUCAAUGCGACGAUGCCAAGUGCGCCGGUGAAAGUCAUGACCACAGUUUGCGAGCAGUGCAAAGCGUACUUGCAAGCCAACUGUCGCUGGGAUGCGGACUGCGCAACGCUGUCGACCAGCUUCCGGGCGGCCAUCAACGUCAACGUCUCGUCGCUGCUCUACGACGUCUCGCCCUCGUCGCCGAAGUCGAUUUCGUCGGUGCUCUUGGGAGCUCAAACGCCGUUUGCGACCACGUCGCUCAAGUCGAUGACGCCCUUUGCACUCUACUACUCGUGCAUGAGCCACUACCAAUGCACACUCAACACAACUAUGGUCAACGGGUCGCCCAAGAACGUGGUCCUCUCGACGACACCCGAAGUCCACGUCGUUUCCGUGAACAUGAUAGAGAGUGGGCGAAACGUGACCAUCUCGUACCCGACGCUCAACGCCUCGCUUAUCGUGACGAAGACAUCUACCGUUCUCGGCGCUUGGAAUGUCUCUUGGCAGUCGCCCUGGGCCGUCUCUCUGGACCCAGCUGUCGUGGUUACGUGCGUUAACUCGUGCUCCGUCAUGCAGACAAUAGUGACAUUCAAGAACCUUGCGAUUCCGGUGCCAUUACCAAACGCCACGACGGCGUUGUAUACGUGUACCGUAACGCGCGCCGGGCUCGGCAGCCAAACGUUGUCGUUGUUGCCGUCAACGACUGUCACCAACUCGGCCCUCGUGCUCAGCGAGAAAUGCAGUUUCUGCGUUUCGCAAUUUAGCAUCUGCGCCGCCAACGCAGAGUGCGCCAAAAUUCUGAGCUGCUGGCGCACAAACGCAUUGAUUGCGUCGACACUUGACGCUCUCCAAGCGUCGCCGACGCUGUCGUCUGUGAACGCGACGUCCAAUGCGACCAUCUGCUUUGGCAACCCACUCAAUGCGAACGCGUUUUACUUUGCCUUUCCGAUGAGCUGUCUGCUGAGGAACGCGUGCCCCGUCGCCGCCGACCUGAGCCUCACCGCGACCAUCGCGUCCAUCUUGGCCAACCGCAUGAUUGUACCGACGGCGACGACAGCGAUCCAAACGAUCUACUUGGACAGGACCUCUAGCGUGACUUUGACCCUCACGUCUUGGAACUCCCAGAACAACGAUGUCGCAGUGAGCUUUGCAACGCCAAUUGCAGAGGUCGCGGCAUUUGUACAAGCGGUGGUUAGUGGCAUGGGCCAAGUCAACGCUUCUUCUGUCGCCACAGGCCCGACGUCGUGGGCCCUCACGCUCACGUACACCAACUACAUUGCGCCGCUGCCGACCAUCACAGUCUAUGGUGGGACCGCAACGGUAUCGUCCGUGCCGGCGAGCUGGCUGUACAAAGUCGUGCCGUUCAACGUCACCGCGUUUGGUUUCCCGUACAAGACCAACAAUGUGAUGUUGCCGACCUCGGCGCUCAGCACCAAGUGCCAAGCCUGCGCGUCCCUCGCAGCCCAGUGCGCCAUGUCGACGCCAUGCGCGUCGAUCGUCUCGUGCGUCGGGAAUCAAACGACCGGCAACUUUACGACGGCGCUGGCGACCGGCGCGAUGCAGACGCCGAUCGAGUACACGUCGGCGGUCGCGACCUGCACGGCCAACGUCGCACACACUGCGUGGUACAUGUAUGCGCAGGUGAUGGCGUGCAACGAGGUCAACGCGUGUCCGCUGCUGUCGACGACGGCGUCGGUCGCGGCGGGGCGCAUGCUCACACGGUACUCGUACACUGCGACGCAAAAGAUCCAAGUCAACGCGAUCGCCAAUGUCAAUAUCAACGUCAAGUUUGCGAUCGGGUCGACGUUUGUCGGCGCGCUCCUCAACGUCACGUCGGCCAACUCGACAUCCAACUUGACGGCCCAAGUGCAGACGAUCUUUGCCGGUAUCGCGACCGUCACGGCCAUGACGUGGAGCGACGCGGCAGCGUGGUACCUCGGCUUGACGUACGCCAACUACUAUGGCCCGCCCCUGGCGCUCACGAUCUACGGCUCGCACAAUGCGACGAUGACGCUCGACCAAGGAUCCCGCCAGUUUGUGACCGUUGUGCCCUACAACGCAUUGUCGUACGCCCCGUACUAGAGUUGCCACACU
Saprolegnia parasitica CBS 223.65 is the source of this 5148-nucleotide messenger RNA. RefSeq lists its product as hypothetical. The transcript has 11 exons. NCBI's taxonomy places the organism in Eukaryota, Oomycota, Saprolegniomycetes, Saprolegniales, Saprolegniaceae. The record is from RefSeq and is a predicted model, not a curated record. The coding region runs from base 1 to 5136 and encodes 1711 amino acids.